Molecule: messenger RNA, 1178 nt
Organism: Eutrema salsugineum
Lineage: Eukaryota; Viridiplantae; Streptophyta; Magnoliopsida; Brassicales; Brassicaceae
Product: CASP-like protein 4A3
Exons: 3
Coding region: 138-980 (280 amino acids)
Source: RefSeq, a predicted model, not a curated record
CGCUUCAAUUUCACGCCUUUUCCUAAAUUCGAUUGCUUUGCUGGAUCAUCAUCAUUCCUCAUCCUCAAAAUUCGUCUCUCCGUCUCUCUUACAUCGUUUUUAUUUUCAUUUCCGAAAAAAAAUUCCUGAUUUCUCCGAUGAGAUCUCCAGGAAAGCCGAUGUCACCUUCUCCGACGGAUACUUCAAUGGCCAUAGUGACUUUCGAUAAGUCCACUACUCAGUACUCUUCGUCUCCGUCGCCGCCACAUUCACUUGAUCAUUCCAGUGAAUCUGAGGAAGACGAUAAAUGUAGACUCGAGAGCAGGAGGAACAAGAUUCCGGCGAAAGAAGAAGCAAAGGCUGAGGAAACUCCAUCUCCGAUUGUGGUAGCUCACAAUCACAAUCACAAUCGCUCUGUGAAAGAAUUCGUUACUCCUGUGGUGACGACGAGGAAGAGUGCACGAGUGGGUUCCGGAAGAGGCAAUGGACAACGAUCAGGAGCUGUUUUGGCUAUCCUGAGGAGAUCCAAGAGAGAGGAGGUAGUAAAGUAUUCAGCUUUAGGGUUUCGGCUAAGUGAGGUCGUUCUGGCUUUGAUUUCUUUCUCAGUCAUGGCUGCUGAUAAAACCCAAGGUUGGAGUGGCGAUUCUUUCGAUCGUUACAAGGAGUAUAGGUUUUGUCUGUCUAUGAACGUGGUUGCUUUUGUAUAUUCUGCUUUUCAAGCAUGUGACUUAGCGUACUAUCUUGUGAAAGAGAAGCACUUGAUCAACCACCACCUUCGACCUCUGUUUGAGUUCAUCAUAGAUCAGGUGCUUGCAUAUCUGCUUAUAUCUGCCUCAACCGCUGCAGUUACUCGUGUUGACGACUGGGUAUCAAACUGGGGAAAAGACGAAUUCACGGAGAUGGCUAGUGCCUCGAUUGCUAUGUCCUUCUUGGCCUUCCUUGCAUUUGCUUUCAGUUCCCUCAUAUCAGGCUAUAACCUCUUUAACCAAGACUCUUUCUGAUCGUCCCCAUUUUUUGUACAGUUGUCCCAGACCCAAGAAAACACUCCUUGUGUGAAUGUAUUUAUAUAUUCUUAGAAAUAAAGAUCAGUACAUCUUAGCAUUGUAAUUAUUAUUCUAUUUAUGAGAUUUUGUCGACUAUAAAGGAUUCAAGACACUGUAAUAUUUGAGGUUGAUGAGCAUAAAGAUCUCUUUUAAUUA